CUUCAGAUCGUACACAUUCUGUAAAUUAAAAUUUCCCAAAAUUAAAAAAAAACAAUCUCAUUUCAGUACAACCGCAGGUGUGUGAUCAUCGGAGAUUCACCGGAGAAUUGACACGUGGCAGGCGGACAUUAAGCCAGAUGGAGUCUCACGGCGGUGGGCUCCACCGUGUUAUGGUGCUCGCGUUUUGUGUGGGCGGCAUUUGGUCAGCUUAUAUUUAUCAAGGCGUUCUACAAGAGACUUUGUCAACAAAGCGGUUUGGUCCGAACAAGGAGAGGUUUGAACACUUGGCUUUCCUAAACCUGGCACAAAAUGUAGUAUGUCUUAUAUGGUCAUUUAUAAUGAUAAAAAUUUGGUCAAAUGGAAACAGCGGUGGUGCUCCCUGGUGGAGUUACUGGAGUGCUGGCAUUACAAAUACUAUUGGACCAGCAAUGGGGAUUGAAGCGCUAAAGUAUAUUAGUUAUCCUGCACAGGUGCUGGCAAAAUCAUCAAAAAUGAUUCCAGUAAUGCUCAUGGGCGCAAUAGUUUAUGGCAUAAGAUAUACAGUUCCAGAGUAUGUGUGCACACUGCUUGUUGCUGGUGGAGUAUCAAUGUUUGCACUUCUAAAGACUAGCUCAAAAACUAUAAGUAAGUUGGCGCACCCCAAUGCUCCAGUUGGAUAUGGGCUGUGCUUCCUGAACCUCACCUUUGAUGGUUUCACCAAUGCUACUCAGGAUUCAAUUAAAGCAAGGUACCCUAAGACAUCGGCUUGGGAUAUUAUGUUAGGAAUGAAUUUAUGGGGUACCAUUUACAAUAUGAUCUUCAUGUUUGGCUGGCCAAAUGCCAGCGGGUUUGAGGCGGUUCAAUUCUGCAAGCAGCAUCCAGAGGCAGCGUGGGACAUUCUUAUGUACUGUCUAUGUGGUGCUGUGGGACAGAACUUCAUUUUUCUAACCAUUAGCCGAUUUGGUUCUCUGACUAACACAACCAUCACCACGACGCGCAAGUUUGUAAGCAUAGUCGUGUCAUCUGUGUUAAGUGGCAAUCCAUUGUCGACAAAGCAAUGGACGAGUGUCAUCAUGGUCUUCUCAGGAUUGUCAUACCAGAUUUACUUGAAGUGGAGGAAGUUGCAGAGGAUUUCAAAGAAGAAGAAGUCCACUUAACAUAUUAUAAUUUUGCAAGUGAUGUAGACGGUUCAGUAGUUUAACCUUUUUCUUACCUUUUACAGUUCCGGUGUAUUGGAAGUGGCCACACUUCCAUUAUAGGCCAAUGUAAUUCAAACGAAUUACACAUAUAUAAAGCAAGGUGUUGAGAAUUUUUUGAGAAAUUAUUACAUUUCUAUAUUACUGUUUCUUAC
Messenger RNA from Lycium ferocissimum, 1330 nucleotides. Its product is annotated as UDP-galactose/UDP-glucose transporter 3. The transcript is spliced from 7 exons. Gene Ontology annotation, cellular component: endoplasmic reticulum membrane; Golgi membrane. The coding region runs from base 138 to 1136 and encodes 332 amino acids. The record is from RefSeq and is a predicted model, not a curated record. Gene Ontology annotation, molecular function: UDP-glucose transmembrane transporter activity; UDP-galactose transmembrane transporter activity. NCBI's taxonomy places the organism in Eukaryota, Viridiplantae, Streptophyta, Magnoliopsida, Solanales, Solanaceae. Gene Ontology annotation, biological process: UDP-galactose transmembrane transport.